AUGCAUCGGACAGUGAUCGCCAUGUUCGCACUUCUGUCCGUGGUGGCUUGUGUUGCGCCGGAAGCACCGCCACUUCGUUUCCGGCCACGGUUCGUGGCGCAGCGAUCCAACGCACGAUUCGCCCGGCUGGAGGAAGCACCGCCGGCGGCGGAGGAGCCCAGCUCCGGAGAGAGCCCAUCCACCGGCUAUCAGUACCCGAAACCGACGUCUUCCGGUUAUCAGUACCCGAAACCGGACCAAGCUUUCCCCCUGCCCGGCGAGGACGGGCCAACGGAAGUGGGCCCCGAAACGACAACCGCAGGCACCGAGGUGACCACCAGCGCGGCUCCCGAGGAUUACGAGGACUCCACGGGCGCGGCGGAAGACUCAAACAACGGUGCCAAUUCCACCAACGGUGCCCCAACGGAUGUGGCCGCCAAGGACGCACAACGCAGCCGGCUCCAGCAGCAGGUGAACCGUCAACCGAUUCGACUUACGCUCGCCCAGCGUCUGGAGGAGACGGAACCGGAUCGCGAACCGACGGUUGUCACCGGUCAGCAACCCGUCCGGCCCGUCUAUCUCAUCAAUCUUCCCGAGUCGACGCUGCAGCAGCUAAUCCUGCUCAGCAACCCGCAGCCCACGCUCCAGCUGGCUCCAGUUGGCCCUCAGCUGGCACCGACCGCCGUGCUGCUGUCCGAUCUGGACUACCUCUACACAAAGAAGUGA
Anopheles bellator is the source of this 705-nucleotide messenger RNA. RefSeq lists its product as uncharacterized. The record is from RefSeq and is a predicted model, not a curated record. The transcript has a single exon. NCBI's taxonomy places the organism in Eukaryota, Metazoa, Arthropoda, Insecta, Diptera, Culicidae. The coding region runs from base 1 to 705 and encodes 234 amino acids.